UUGGAUCUGACAGCAAAGCUCUCCAAGACCCCAAAGAAUGAGCUCUCCUACAGAAAGAAUAUCUAUUCUCUACUUGCCUCUUCUUUUGUUUGGAGUGCUGGGGAACAUUUUCCUUCUUUUUCUACACAGCCUGAAGUUCAUCACUGGUCAUAGAAAAACACCCAUUAGUGUGAUAAUCAUUAGCAUGGCCUUAGCUCACACUUUGAUGAUUAUUUUCAGAGGAAUCCCCAUAAUAAUAAAUAUGAUGGCAUGGAAAUCUUUCAUGGAUGACAUAAUUGGUAAAAUUUUAACUUACUUCAUAAGACUGACCCAGGGAAUUUCCCUUUGCAACACCAGCUACCUGAGCAUCUUUCAGGCUAUCACCAUCAAUCCAAAUAGUACCAUGUGGGCAGAGAUAAAAACUAGGACCCAAAAAUAUAUUGUUCCCUCCACUUUGCUCUGCUGGAUUUUCAAUAUUCUGAUAGAUGUCAAUGUGGCUAUGAAUAUAAGUGAUCUAAGGAACAACAGUACAGAAAGAUGGAGAAUUGGGCAUAGAUCUUUCAACUUGCAUGCCAUAAAUACUAUUAAAAUUCUCAUUUGGAAAUCACUUGUUGAUGCUCUGUUUCUGGUUCUCAUGAUCUUCUCAAGUGGCUACAUGGUGUCAGUCCUCUAUAGACACAAAGAGCUAGUCCAACACAUUCACAGUACUAGCCUCUCACCCAGAGCCUUCCAUGAGACCAGAGCCACCAAAGCCAUCCUGAUGCUGGUAGGUACCUUUGUCUGCUUUAAUUCAGCCAGUUCCCCUUUUGUCAUUUAUAUAGCUUCUGAUAAAGCAAUUAGUCACUGGGGCCUACGUUUCACUGUUGUCCUCUCCUUGGUUUAUCCAAUAGUCAGUCCCUUUAUCCUGAUCAGCUUUGAUAACCAGAUAAUGAGGUUCUUGCAUGUUACCUUAGGUUUGAAAAGGCUCUUCUAG
Dromiciops gliroides (monito del monte) is the source of this 952-nucleotide messenger RNA. RefSeq names its product vomeronasal type-1 receptor 1-like. NCBI's taxonomy places the organism in Eukaryota, Metazoa, Chordata, Mammalia, Microbiotheria, Microbiotheriidae. The record is from RefSeq and is a predicted model, not a curated record. Gene Ontology annotation, molecular function: pheromone receptor activity. The coding region runs from base 38 to 952 and encodes 304 amino acids. Gene Ontology annotation, biological process: G protein-coupled receptor signaling pathway. The transcript has a single exon. Gene Ontology annotation, cellular component: membrane.